AUGACAUUCGACUUGGUACAGCACGUCAAGGCUCGCACCCGCAGCGUGCAUUUCGAUAGAAAUCUCGCGUUCAUGGCAACCACACCUCUCGCCGGAUCAUCGCCAAAGGUAUCGCAGGAUUCCAAGCGAACUAUUAGUUUUCCAUUGAGCCAAGACGAUGGAAGCCCAUCUUCUCCUUCAUCCCCUCGACCCUCGACAGUACGCCACUAUCGCAGUAUGCUUGACGUGGACAUCCAGGAUCCGCCGACAUUAAGCCCCAUGAAGCCAGUGUCAUUCGACGAACUAUAUAACUAUUCUGCAACAAGUGGGCCAGCUGGAGAUGAACAGAUAACUAAUGUGAAGCCCAACCGCGAUCAUCUCACAGUCGAGGCUUCUACCAGGGGAAAUCCUCGCAACACGAGUUCGGAUUAUUCACCUACUUCUCCCGGCAGCGAAUCUCCGGCGUUGGCCCCUUCUGCCUCGCCUGCUAAUGUUCCAUCUCAGCCACCUCCCCCGGCUGACAACAGAAACAUUGUCCGAAGAAAGCUUACUGGCUAUGUUGGUUUUGCCAACCUACCUAACCAAUGGCACCGAAAGAGUGUUCGUAAGGGAUUCAACUUCAACGUGAUGGUUGUUGGUGAGUCUGGCUUGGGCAAGUCUACUCUGGUCAACACUCUGUUCAACACCUCCCUGUACCCCCCCAAGGAGCGCAAGGGACCCAGCCUCGACAUUAUUCCCAAGACUGUUACUAUCCAGUCCAUUAGUGCCGACAUUGAGGAGGCAGGUGUUCGUCUCCGCCUGACCGUUGUCGAUACACCAGGUUUCGGCGAUUUCGUCAACAACGACGAGUCCUGGCGCCCUAUCGUCGACAACAUCGAGCAGCGAUUCGACUCUUACUUGGAUGCUGAGAACAAGGUUAACCGCAUGAACAUUGUUGACAACCGUAUUCACGCAUGUGUCUUCUUUAUCCAACCCACCGGCCACUCCCUGAAGCCUCUUGACAUUGAGGUCAUGCGCCGACUUCAUACCAAGGUCAAUCUGAUCCCCGUCAUCGCCAAGGCUGAUACUCUUACCGACGAAGAGAUUGCUGCCUUCAAGUCACGAAUUCUCGCCGAUAUCAAGCACCAUGGCAUCCAGAUCUUCGAGGGGCCUCGAUACGAGCUUGAUGAUGAAGAGACGAUCGCCGAGAACAAUGAGAUCAUGUCCAAGGUUCCCUUCGCUGUUGUUGGUGCCAAUAACGAGAUCACAAGCGCCGAUGGUCGCAAGAUUCGUGGUCGUGCCUACCCUUGGGGCAUCAUUGAAGUGGAUAACGAGGAGCACUGCGAUUUUGUCAAGCUUCGACAAAUGCUCAUCCGAACACACAUGGAGGAGCUCAAGGAGCACACCAACAACCAACUCUACGAGAACUACCGUACCGACAAGCUGCUCGCCAUGGGCGUGUCGCAAGACCCCAGCGUUUUCAAGGAGGUCAACCCUGCUGUCAAGCAGGAGGAGGAGCGUGCCCUGCACGAGCAGAAGCUAGCCAAGAUGGAGGCCGAGAUGAAAAUGGUCUUCCAACAGAAGGUAGCAGAGAAGGAGAGCAAGCUCAAGCAAUCCGAAGAGGAACUGUACGCCCGCCACAAGGAGAUGAAGGAGCAACUCGACCGCCAACGACUGGAGCUCGAGGACAAGAAGCAGCGAGUCGAAAGCGGACGGCCACUAGAGAAGGAAGGCAAGCGAAAGGGAUUCUCUCUUCGCUAA
Fusarium fujikuroi IMI 58289 is the source of this 1719-nucleotide messenger RNA. RefSeq names its product probable cell division control protein CDC3. Gene Ontology annotation, molecular function: GTPase activity; GTP binding; molecular adaptor activity. Bases 1 to 1719 code for a protein of 572 amino acids. Gene Ontology annotation, biological process: cytoskeleton-dependent cytokinesis. Gene Ontology annotation, cellular component: cytosol; cell division site; septin complex. The transcript is spliced from 5 exons. Lineage: Eukaryota; Fungi; Ascomycota; Sordariomycetes; Hypocreales; Nectriaceae. The record is from RefSeq and is a predicted model, not a curated record.